Messenger RNA from Zalophus californianus (California sea lion), 1898 nucleotides. It is a transcript of the gene C11H11orf24, whose product is annotated as chromosome 11 C11orf24 homolog. Gene Ontology annotation, cellular component: Golgi apparatus. The record is from RefSeq and is a predicted model, not a curated record. Lineage: Eukaryota; Metazoa; Chordata; Mammalia; Carnivora; Otariidae. The transcript is spliced from 4 exons. Bases 453 to 1616 code for a protein of 387 amino acids.
UCGUAUGUGGUUGGGACCAUAUCUUCUAUAACCAUUCCAGUUGUUUUGCUGUUAUAAAUAACGCUGCGAUGAACAUCUUUUUAGACCUUCAUCUUUAAACAUCCAUCCACUUGAUUCCUUUGAAGAAAUUCCAGCAGUAGAAAGUGCUACAUCAUGCGUCUGUUCCCAGAGCGGGGCAUCUGCCCAUGUCCCACGUGUGCCACAAAGCAUGCCAUGGCCAGCAAGUGCUCCUCGAAGCUGCUCUCCCCUCCUGCAAAGCCAGACCUCAGCCAGCAAGCACACGGUGCCAAGCCUGCCGCUCUCCAGGAAGGACAACGGCCCAGCUCGAGAGCACACCCUGAGCAACUGCGUCUGAUCCUUCAGCCAAGCAGCAGGGAAUCAUUAGCAGCCUGAGGAGUGGCCAGCUGGGAGCCUCAGGGACCGCCCAGCCUUGCUCCUGGCUCACCCACAAGAUGUGGACAGCCCUUGUGCUCGUUUGGAUUUCCUCCUUGUCCUUAUCUGAGAGCCUAGUGCCAAUCAAGGAUCCACUCCUCAACAAGACAAAUAAUCCGGACGGAAAUGCAUCUGUGAUGACAGUUACGAGAGUCCUUAAUGGAACGUCUGAAACAAUGACCACGGUGACACCUUCUCCUGUCCCACUGGCCACAGGGAGCCCGGUGGCCAACGCCAGCUCUCCUGUGACCACAGCAGGGAGAACUCUCAGGACAGACGCAGGGACGGAAGGUGCCCCUGACCGAGUAGCCUCCAGGGCACCCCCGCCACCUGCCUCAGCGUCCUCGUGGCCGACCCCGUCCUCCACCACUGUCGGCGUCCCUCGCGUGCAGGUGCCGAGCGGCAGCCUGCUGCCGGGAACAGCAGCUCUGACGACAGCGGCCACCAGCACUCAGCCUGCCCCUGGGACUACAGCGAGUGCCCGCAGCCCUUCCCAGCACGGCCCCGGCAACUCCACAGCCAACCCCGCGCCGCCCUCGGGUCCCCAAGCACUUAACGUGUCCACACAGGCCCCCACCGUCCGGGCGUCAGCGGCUGUGGCUGGCACGGCAGGUGGGCCCACGCCCACCCUCUCCAGCACGGCCUCAGAGCCCACCCGCGCAUCUGUGACUUCCAUGGCUCCCGUGGCCACCAUAGCAGUGACCAGCACUACGGCCCAGGCCCAGGAGCCGACUACCAGCACAGCGUCAGCACCUGCACCCCACACCAGCCCGACCCCCAAGGGGGAGGCCACAUCCCCCGCAACCCGGCCGAUCCCUGCUCCAUCGACCUGGGGGACCGCGGGGCCGGGCACAACCCAGACCCCCGAGCAGGUGCAGCCUGAAACCUCUCCUGGUGCCGCGUCCACCACCCCAACGCCCGGGAGUCCCAGGGGCUCGAAGAUGCCGACCACAGCCUUGUGCCCACUUAGCACCCAAGGCCAGUACCUGGUGGUCACCACCAAGCCCCUCCCCCCAUCUCUGGUGAACAGAGGUUUCCUCCUGGCAGUGCUCUUGCUCGGGGUGACUCUUCUCAUCAUAGUUUUGGUUCUGUUAGUCCUGCAAGCCUAUGAGAGCUACAGGAAGAAAGAGUACACGCAGGUGGACUAUCUCAUCAAUGGGAUGUACGCAGACUCCGAAAUGUGAGGGGCCGAGGAGGCCAGCCCACCGCUCCUUCCAUUUUGCCUCUGAGACCAAACCAAGUGCUUCCAGAUCCUUUUGGUGCAAUUAGGAGGUGUGCCGGACGCUUCAACACAUUUACUUGCUGUCAGAUUAAUUCCUCGAUCACUCAAGAGUUGCUGCUUUUUCAUAUUUAUUUUUGUAAACAAUCAUGUCCAUGGAAUGGGCGGUGAUCCCACUACAGCGGGGCUGGCAGGGCCCCAGUGUGGAGCCCGACCCGAAUUAAAGCAAUGACCGCCUUUCCAUUCA